This is a messenger RNA of Puccinia triticina, 1821 nucleotides long. RefSeq lists its product as uncharacterized. The record is from RefSeq and is a predicted model, not a curated record. Gene Ontology annotation, cellular component: cytoplasm. Lineage: Eukaryota; Fungi; Basidiomycota; Pucciniomycetes; Pucciniales; Pucciniaceae. Gene Ontology annotation, molecular function: protein binding. The transcript has 5 exons. The coding region runs from base 1 to 1821 and encodes 606 amino acids.
AUGCACGCCGAAGUCUGGACGGAGAACGGAAAAGUGUUAAUUAGGGAUGUCAAGUCAUCCAACGGGACGUUUAUCAACGGCGAACGAUUAUCAGCAGAGGGCGUCGAAUCGGAGGCGUUCGAGCUCCAUUCAGACGAUCUAGUCGAGUUCGGAAUCGACAUCAUCGCUGACGAUAAUAAGUCGAUCGUUCAUCACAAGGUGGCCACCAAGGUCUUCUUGGUCCUGAACGCCGAAGAUGCUGCAGCCGCCACCAGCUUUUAUCGCUCGAAUGGACCUGAUCUCUCGCUCAAUCGCCGUGCCAGCAGGCCUGGUGUAUUUGGUGGCGGAGGCUUUGAUCAUGUGCUGAACCGAUUACAAAGUGAACUAGAAAAAUCUCGCGCAACCGGCCAAGAACUGAACACACUCAACUCAACAAUGAAUGAGAUACACGAUACAUUAGGAGGAGGAAAUGGGCCCCCGCCCCCAUUGCCGCCUCACUAUGGUGGUCGGAUCCCUCCUAUAGUCCAACAGCCCCAGCGGCAGCAACAAACUCAACUACAGUCCCAACUGGCCGAGACGCAGGCCUCGUUGGCGAUGUAUGCGGAGAAGAUGAAGGCACUCGAGGCGAUCCUGGGGGAGCACGAACAGAUGAAACGCGAGCUCACCGAGCUGAGAGAGCAGAUCGAGCCGGCCCGAGCCCAGGAGAGCUAUCCGCGAUCGGCCGAGUCUUCCGAAGACCGUGACAUCGCCGGAAGGGUUUCCCCGGUAGCGGCGAUGCUGGAGCUCCAGGAAUCGGAGCAGGAUCGCGGGUCGAUGGAGCAUGAGGGCGAGGCGGAUGACGAUUGUAUGAGCACGGCUAGCAAUGAAACGACUAUGACCUGGAAGGCUCCAUCCAAAUCAUACCAGCCCAACGGUGCACCUGGCUCUCCUCAUCCGCAAGGCAUCGAUCUCAAACAGGUCGAAUCGAUCAUCGAACAGAACCAUCUGCUGAGCGAGAGGAUCGAAGCGAUCUCAGUCAGCUUGGAUGAGACAGUCCAAGUGGGCCAGAGCCUGCUCGAACGACACAACCAAUCUAGCGAUCUGAUCUCUGAGCUCGAGAGGGAGAUCAAAGAGCUCAAAAAAGACCAACAGCCCCCCAGUGAGGAUCAGCCCAAAAGCUUAGACACCGACUCGUCGACACUCGAAUCGAUCGAGAUAAGGAUCAUCGAGAAGGUCGAGAAGCAGUAUUCCGUCUGGUCCGAGCGUCUCGAGGCCGGCUGGAAAGAACAGCAAGCCGGCUGGGAGCACGAGCGGGAAAGCUUGCAAAAAAUCAUCCACAACCUCGAAGCCAAGUUACUUGAACAAAAGCCGCAUCCACUUGAGCCCUCGGGGAGCGUAGUCGAGGAUAAGAAGCCGUUUCCUCCCGGGCCACUCGCGUCCUCGUCGAUGUCGAAGACCUCCUCGAAGCGCAACCGCAAGAAGAAGUCCUCGCUUUCUGCGACGAUGUCGGCCGACCUCGACGCGCCCUCGGAGCCUUCGUCCCCCUCCCUCUCAUCCUCCAAAGCCCUCCCCGAGCCUGCUCACACAGACCAUCCCUCCUCCCUUGUCGACCUUUUCCUCCAUCCACUCAAACCUCAUCCGCCCCCCGUCGCCCUCGAUAACCUCCCCGAUCCCCCCCUCGACUCCCAGAAACCCUCGCCUAACUCACUGUCUAACAGCACCAACAAAAACCAUCCAUCGACCAACUCAAACGUGCGGCCAUUCAUCUACAACUUCUCUGAUCUUAAGUUCAUUUCCGCCGCUGGUGGUGUCGCCCUUUUAGGCUUCGUCACUUACGCUUUCGUGAAUCACUUUCAAGAAUAA